Mucor mucedo is the source of this 1967-nucleotide messenger RNA. Its product is annotated as P-loop containing nucleoside triphosphate hydrolase protein. The record is from RefSeq and is a predicted model, not a curated record. Gene Ontology annotation, cellular component: translation release factor complex. Gene Ontology annotation, biological process: translational termination; nuclear-transcribed mRNA catabolic process, deadenylation-dependent decay; translation. The transcript is spliced from 6 exons. NCBI's taxonomy places the organism in Eukaryota, Fungi, Mucoromycota, Mucoromycetes, Mucorales, Mucoraceae. Bases 82 to 1767 code for a protein of 561 amino acids. Gene Ontology annotation, molecular function: GTPase activity; GTP binding; translation release factor activity.
AAUUUGAACUUAAAGCUGCAACUAAAUAAUAAUAAAAAAAAAUUUAUUCAUCUUUUUUGUAAAAAGAACAUUUUUUAAAUAAUGAGUCAAGACGCUACCAACUCUUUCUCAAAGUUGAAUUUGAACCCUGGUGCUUCCGAAUGGAAACCCAGUUUCACCGCAAAGGCCUUUGUUCCUAGCUUUGGUGCUCCCGCCGCUGCCGCUCCUGCUGCUGCUCCUGUUGCAGCACCCGUUGCCGCUCCUGCUCCUGCACCCGUUGCCGCUCCUGCUCCCGUUGCUCCUAAGGUUGUCAAGGCUGAAGCUCCCAAGCCUGCCGCUCCCAAGGUUGCUGAGACAAAGAAGGCUGCUGCUCCUGCCAAGGCCAAGUCUGCCGCACCCAAGGCCGCCGCUGCCGCUGCCGCCGCCGCUGCUGCUGCUGCUCCCAUCCCCGAUGUUGAAGAUGUCGAUGAUGAAGUUGUUGCUGAUUUAUACGGCAAGGAACACAUUAACGUUGUCUUCAUGGGUCAUGUCGAUGCCGGUAAAUCCACCAUGGGCGGUAACAUCCUCUAUUUGACCGGUAUGGUCGAUAAGCGUACUUUAGAAAAGUAUGAAAAGGAAGCCAAGGAUGCCGGUAGAGAAUCAUGGUAUCUUUCUUGGGCUUUAGAUACCAACACCGAAGAAAGAGCCAAGGGUAAGACCGUCGAGACCGGUAGAGCUUACUUUGAGACCGAUAAACGUCGUUAUACUAUCUUGGAUGCUCCUGGCCAUAAGAACUUUGUGCCCAGUAUGAUUCAAGGUGCUUCUCAAGCCGAUAUUGGUGUCCUUGUCAUUUCUGCUCGUAAGGGUGAGUUUGAAACUGGUUUUGAUCGUGGAGGACAAACACGUGAGCACGCUAUGUUGGCCAAGACCUCUGGUAUCAACAAGAUGGUCAUUGCUAUUAACAAGAUGGAUGAUCCUACCGUCAACUGGGACAAGGCUAGAUACGAUGAAAUCAUUGCUAAACUCACUCCCUUCUUGAAGCAAUCUGGUUAUAACCCCAAGACCGAUGUUCACUUUAUGCCCAUUUCCGGUUUCUCUGGUGCCAACAUCAAGGAUUGUGAUAGAAAGGUCUGUCCUUACUACACUGGUCCUUCUCUCUUGGAAUUUUUGGAUAACUAUAAGCCUAACGACAGAAAGCUCAAUGCUCCUCUCAUGAUCCCUCUCUCUGAAAAGUACAAGGAUAUGGGUACCAUUGUUGUUGGUAAGAUUGAAGCUGGUCACAUCAAGAAGGGUCAAGCUGUUAUGUUGAUGCCCAACAAGCAAGCUACUGAAGUCACAGCUAUUUACAACGAAACAGGUGAGGAGAUUGAACAAGCCAUGUGUGGUGACAACAUUCGUAUGCGUAUUAAGGGUGUUGAGGAAGAAGAAGUGAUGCCUGGUUUCGUCUUGUGUAGUAAGAAGAACCCUGUGCGUACCACCACUUGUUUCGAGGCUCAAUUAGCCAUUCUUGACCACAAGAAUAUUAUUUGUGCUGGUUACACUGCUGUUUUACAUCUUCACGCUGCUGCUGAAGAAAUCUCCAUCUCUGCUCUUUUACAUUUGAUUGACAAAAAGACCGGUAAGAAGACCAGAAAGCCUCCUCAAUUUGUCAAGCAAGGUCAAAAGGUUAUUGCUAGAAUUGAAACUUCUGGUCCCAUCUGUAUCGAAACUUUUGAUAAGUUGCCUCAAUUAGGUCGUUUCACUUUGCGUGAUGAAGGAAAGACGGUUGCUAUUGGUAAAGUAACCAAGGUUUUAGAAAACUCUGAUUAAAUUUUUUUUUUUUUUUGUAAUACACACCCCCCAAUACAUCCUAUCCCUCCCCCCAUAUGCUUACACAUCUACACUUUUGAAUUUUCCGAUUCGCUGUAAAAUUAAACUAGUUUAAACCCAAAAAGGAGAACAAAGUCUAUAUGUAUCAAAAAUUGGGGUAGUAGGAGGUCCAAAAAAAAUAAAUUAUGAUUUGGGAAAUA